UUUUCAACUCAACACAACCAUUUCCCCCAUUUUUUGGAAAUCACAUUUCCCUAACCCUUCAUUUUUUCAUUUACUAACCAAAGACCCACUGAAAUGGCUGCUAAAUUUGUGAUCCUUGCCAUCUUGGCUUUGUGUGCCUCCGCCCAGGCUGGUAUCACCACCUUUGCUUCCACAUUCAAUGCCCAUAGCAUCAACCAUGCCGUGGCCUAUCCAGCUGCAACCCCUGCUGCCACUGCCGUUGCAACAUCGGCUGUUGCUGCCGCUCCUGCUCCAGCUCCCGCACCUGCUGCCCCUGCCCAAGCACCCAAAGUUGAAUUUGCUGCCCCUACACCAGCUACAGCUGCUGCUGCUGCUCCUGCCAAUACGGUGCCAGCACCCAAUAAAGUUGGUUUUGCUGCCGGUGCCACUAUUCCAUAUGGCACUCCUUUCUAUGGCCAAUCAUUUGCUGCUGCUCCAGCCGUAGCUCCAUUCCCACAAUUUGUUGCCCCAGUAAAUGCUUAUCCAGCUCCCUAUUUACCAGCUGCUGCUGUUGCACCCGCUCCAGCUACCCUACCAUUUGCUGCUCCCGGUAAAUACGGUUUCCCAGCUGUACCCGCUGCUCCCGUUGCUCCUGCUGCUGCAGCUUUGCCAGCCUACAACUAUGCCUAUGGCCCCGCUGCCUUUGCUGCUCCCGGUAAAUUUGCCUUCCCUGCCUCAGCCUAUGGUCUGAACUAUGCCAUUCCAGCCGCCAAAUUGCCCAACCCCUAUUUUGCCUAAAUUGAAUUAAAAUCUCAUUCUAACCUCACAUCUCUUUUAAAUUAAUACCCCAUUAAUUAUUUAAUUGUGAUUCAUCAAUUUAUAAGAACAACAACAAAAAAUAUAAUUUAAUUUAUUGAUAAUUGUAA
Musca domestica (house fly) is the source of this 884-nucleotide messenger RNA. Its product is annotated as cuticle protein 16.5-like. NCBI's taxonomy places the organism in Eukaryota, Metazoa, Arthropoda, Insecta, Diptera, Muscidae. The record is from RefSeq and is a predicted model, not a curated record. The transcript has 2 exons. The coding region runs from base 94 to 756 and encodes 220 amino acids.